Molecule: messenger RNA, 1089 nt
Organism: Peronospora belbahrii
Lineage: Eukaryota; Oomycota; Peronosporomycetes; Peronosporales; Peronosporaceae
Source: the annotation of a GenBank genome assembly
AUGUCUUCGCAACGAGAGGAAUCAACUUCGCGUCUGGAGUGGCAGCAGCGCCAUAGACAGACGUUACAGAACACGGUUGAAUCUGUACAUAUAGGUAGAGCUACAGCACAUAUGCUUUGUAUGCAAGCUGAACAGCUCAGCUGCACGGAGCACGUGGUGGAUGAGACGCAAGCGACUGUGGACAUGUCGAAACGUGUUCUCCGAGGAAUGACUUGGUCCGGUUGGUUUUAUAAUAAAUUACUGAUGUUUCCUCAAUAUUCGACCAAUAAGGAGCCAGAGAAGAUUGUAAUGGGAUUCAUUUGUCCCGAGUGUAAAGUAAAAUUCGAGUCUCCUGAGCAGUUGGGAAUGCACUAUGACAGUAUUCAUGAGAAAAAAGGAGAGAUAAGUGUAAAUGGGGGUGCGAAACAUUGCAAAAGUCAGUUAUUGCAAGAUGCAAGUCAAAUAGGUGGCAAUUCUAUGGCGAAUGAUAUCCAUGACCAAUUUAUUCGUGAUCUGGAGCCGCAAUUAGCACAGUUGAAGGAACAAUCACUGGCGAUUGGAGACGCAUUGGAUAUGCAGAAUGAACAACUGGAUCGACUGGAUUUGAAAAUUGGACAAGUCCACCAGGAUAUGAAAAAAGUGGGGAUUCAGGUGACUAGAUUUACAGGGAGGAAGACUUCUCUUGUCUUUCGAUUUCGAUGUGCAUUCCAGGAGGUGCAAAGUAAAAGGUUCUUGCGAGAUGAGCAUGGAGAGGCGGUGCUGGGUGCUGGUGUUGUGGUAGAUGGUUGCGCAUUUCGUGCCUAUACACUGGGCGAUGAUGAUGAUGUUUGGGGUUUUCAGAGUGAGAAGUCAAGUUACUUUUUGGGUAUCAACCGGUAUGGCAAUCUGAAGGUGCGAGGCGCAGAUUUGAACUCGUAUGAGCAGUUUCUCAUCGAAUGCAAACCCAGCACUCCUCUUUUUUCGCUAUCGAGCUACCUUGGGUUUGGCGGUUGGAUCGCCUUGAAGGGAUCAAGGAGCAGCAACAACCUUACCAUCAUACGAGGAUCACCUGAGAACAAGUCGUCGGCUGCUUAUUUUAGAAUUAUCAACUUGGACGAUGGAAUGAAGUAG